GUCCAUUCGUCUCUACAACACCUACUGCUCCUCUCGAUCAACCACCAACACCAACACCACCACAAUGAAGGCUUACUCCGUCGCUAUCGCUAUUGCAGGCUUUGCCUCUUCCGUUGCCGCCCACGGCUAUGUCACUUCUCCCAAUGUCCGCAUGCCCGGUCUGGGUCUCAAGGCUGCCUGUGGCGACCAGGUCUACAACAACGAGUUUUCCGACCACUACGGCAACGUCCAGGGUGCUCGACAAAACCUGCAGGGCUCUCACCCAGACUGCCGCCUGUGGCAAUGCAAGGGCAUUCCUUUCUCCGACCACGGCGAGAUUCAGCAAUAUAAGCCUGGCCAGAAGGUCGAGAUGAAGGUCGACAUCCGUGCCCCUCACGAUGGUGUCGCCAACGUUUCCAUUGUGAACACCGCCACCGACACAGUCAUUGGCAAGCCCCUCAUCAGCUGGGACAAGUACGCCUUGACCUCGCAACCCCUCAGCCAGCACCCCGAGUGGACAUCGUUCGACUUCACACUGCCCGAUGUUAGCUUCGAAUGCUGCAAGGAGGGAAGCUGUGUGAUCCAGUGGUUCUGGAACGCAGCCUCCAUUGACCAGACAUACGAGUCCUGCGUUGACUUUGUCAUGUGCGGUGGCUCCGGCACUUCCAAUACAUCACCCUCUCCAGCUGGCGGUAGUAGCUCCGCCCCUCAGCCCUCUCCUGCGUCUAGCAUGGAUACUUCUGGCUCCAACACUAGCCCUAAGCCUAACAACGGUGGUUAUGUCACUGGUUAUGGUUCUGGCUCUGGUUCCGGUUCUGGUGCUGGCUCUGGCUCUGGCUCUAGCUCUGGCUCCGGCUCUGGCUCUAGCUCUGCCCUCCCUAAGACAUUCACCCUUGACACCUUCAUCACCUGGCUCCGCAAGAACGCGGGAACUGGUACCGCUAACAGGCUUCGCCGCAUGGUGGCUGCAGGUGGCGUUCACCCCCGUGCUUUCCGCGCUUAA
Molecule: messenger RNA, 982 nt
Organism: Exserohilum turcica Et28A
Lineage: Eukaryota; Fungi; Ascomycota; Dothideomycetes; Pleosporales; Pleosporaceae
Exons: 1
Coding region: 65-982 (305 amino acids)
Source: RefSeq, a predicted model, not a curated record